This is a messenger RNA of Budorcas taxicolor (takin), 2061 nucleotides long. RefSeq names its product gamma-aminobutyric acid type A receptor subunit theta (gene GABRQ). Gene Ontology annotation, molecular function: extracellular ligand-gated monoatomic ion channel activity; neurotransmitter receptor activity; GABA-A receptor activity. NCBI's taxonomy places the organism in Eukaryota, Metazoa, Chordata, Mammalia, Artiodactyla, Bovidae. Gene Ontology annotation, cellular component: neuron projection; GABA-A receptor complex; membrane. The transcript is spliced from 9 exons. The coding region runs from base 1 to 2061 and encodes 686 amino acids. Gene Ontology annotation, biological process: monoatomic ion transmembrane transport; signal transduction; nervous system process. The record is from RefSeq and is a predicted model, not a curated record.
AUGAGCAUCCGAGGGAUGCUGCGAGCCGCCGUGCUUCUGCUGCUCAUCAGAACCUGGCUCGCAGAGGGCAGCGACCUCAGUUCCACCCCGAAAUUCCACUUAGAGCUCUCCUCCACCGUGCCCGAAGCCGUCCUGAACCUCUUCGACUGCAAAAAUUGUGCAAAUGAAGCUACAGUCCACAAGAUUUUGGACAGGGUGCUGUCGAACUAUGAUGGCCGUCUGAGGCCCAAUUUUGGAGGCACCCCUGUGCCAGUGGGAGUGUCUAUCUAUGUCUCCAGUAUUGAACAGAUCUCAGAAGUGACUAUGGACUAUACCAUUAGGAUGUUUUUUCAUCAGACCUGGAAAGAUCCACGUUUAGCAUAUCAUGAGACCAACCUGAACUUGACCCUGGACUAUCGGCUGCUUGAGAAGUUGUGGGUCCCUGACUGCUACUUUCUAAAUAGCAAGGAGGCUUUUGUUCAUGAUGCAACUGUGGAAAACCGCAUGUUUCAGCUUCACCCAGAUGGAACCGUGCGGUAUGGCAUCCGGCUCACCACCACAGCAGCUUGUUCCAUGAAUCUGGAAAAAUUCCCUCUGGACAAGCAGACCUGCAAGCUGGAGGUGGAGAGCUAUGGCUACACAGUUGACGACAUCCUGCUCUACUGGGAAGGCAGUGGGAAUGCCGUCCAGGGGACAGAGAAGCUUCACAUCCCUCAGUUCAGCUUCCUGGGAAAGACGAUCAGUACCAAAGAGGUGUUUUUCUACACAGGUUCCUAUGUGCGCCUGAUCCUGAGGUUCCUGGUCAAAAGGGAAGUCACCAGUUACCUUGUGCAGAUCUAUUGGCCCAGCGUCCUCACCACUGUUGUUUCUUGGAUAUCAUUUUGGAUGAACUAUGAAUCUUCUGCAGCCAGGGUGACAGUCGGUUUGACUUCAAUGCUUAUCCUGAACUCCAUCAACUCACAUCUGCGGGAUAAAUUCCCCCAAUUUUCCUGUAUCAAGGCCAUUGACAUCUAUAUGGUCGUAUGCUUCUUCUUCGUGUUCUUUUCCUUGGUGGAGUAUGUCUACAUCAACUACCUUUUCUACAACCGAAGAGGAUCCCGGCAUUCUCAGAGGCAACUCAGAAGAGCCCUAAGAGUCAUGGAGCGCUACCGCUACCAAGAGGCAGAGCAGCACCAUGUGCACAAGAGACGCUGGGAAGAAGAGGCAGUUUACCCAGUGGACGAGCCCAUCAAUCGUGCUGAUGAGGAAAGUCGUUCCUCUCCUCCCUCCCCAACAGUGGUUGUUCAUACAGCAUUCAAUGACCAGGUUCACCUAGAAGAUGAAACUGACUCUCCUCCCUCCAGCCCACGGUGGGCCGGCCUAGCAAGCCCAGAAAGCCUUGGCUCUUUGACCUCCCUCACAAAGGAAGCACCACUGGCCUCCUCAGAAAGCCUCAGUUCACUGUCCUCUCUCUCUGAUGGGGCCUCGCUGGCCACCACAGAAAGUCUGAAUGAUCUCCCGUCCACCUCAGAGCAGGUGGUGCAUGAUGACGGCAUUCGAGUUAAUGGUAUUGAUGUUGAUAACAGUGUUGUUCCCACCAAAAUCUGCAACCAUGCUGAGGCCCAUGGCUGUGCUGAGACCCAUGACCCAGAAGAAGACCCUGAAGAGAGCUCUGACUCCGAUGAGAGUGAAGACAAUGACCCCAGCAAGAAGCGUCUGCUUGUUCAUGGCCAGAAGCGUGUGCAAGAAGCAACCUAUGAGCUUCAGGAGAUCUGUAACACCCUUCGUGAUAUCCAUAGCUUACCCGAUGAUGUCAGAGUUGAGAGCGGCUACCUUGACCUUGAGGAGCAACUCAAGCGUAAAGUUGACAGUACCCGAAGCCUCCAUAGUGAUGAUUUUAUGGACUUUGAUGGAGACAAGGAGACCAACUCAGAGUCUGAUGACAGUUUUCCCCCAAGCCCUGGCUGCUCCUUCAGUAAAGGGUUCUCCUCCGAUCUCUUUCACCCUGACUACAUCCCUAAGGUUGACCGAUGCUCCCGGCUCCUCUUCCCUCUUGCCUUUGUGGUGUUCAACAUUGUGUACUGGGUGUAUCAUAUCUAUUAG